CACGGACGCGAAAUCAACCAAUUAAAUCCACUUUUCCUCUCACCAUCUCACGUCCGAUCUCUCUCUCUCUCUCUCUCUUCACGGAGUCAACUCCUUUCUCCGUCGCAAUUCGCAUGCUUCAUCAACCGUAAGAGAGAAGAGAUGACUAUGACGACGACGGAGGAGAAACCAACUUCCGACGGCAAAGGAGGUUGGGGUUUCUUCAAGAUUCCGUUUCGUAACUCUUCAACAACCGGUCACGGUGGUAGAAACAACAACGCAGCAGCUUCAAGUGCUGCUGCUACGUCACCGUUCCCAUCUGGAGCUGCUUCGUCUUCUUCUACUACUACAUCUUCUCAUCUCCACAACCAUCAUCAUCAUCAACAACAACAUCAUCAUCAUCAUCAUAAUCAUCAUCAGCUUGGUUACAACGGACCUCAUGGUGAUGGAUCGGGUCAAAAUCAGCAUCCGACUCCUUCACCUUCGGUUUCGUCUGUUGCUAAGUCGUUUCUUCCUACUAAACGGAGAUUGAAGCUUGAUCCUUCUGAGAAACUUUAUUUUCCUUAUGAGCCUGGGAAGCAAGUAAGGAGUGCUAUUAAGAUUAAAAAUACCAGCAAAUCACAUGUUGCCUUCAAGUUUCAAACUACUGCACCGAAGAGUUGCUUCAUGCGUCCGCCUGGUGCUAUUCUUGCUCCUGGAGAAACUAUUAUUGCUACUGUUUUCAAGUUUGUUGAGCCUCCUGAGAAUAAUGAGAAGCCAAUGGAUCAAAGGAGCAGAGUUAAGUUUAAAAUCAUGAGCCUGAAGGUCAAAGGUCCAAUGGACUAUGUGCCUGAGCUGUUUGAUGAGCAAAAGGAUGAUGUGUCUAAGGAGCAAAUAUUGCGUGUGAUUUUCCUGGAUCCUGAACGUUCCAACCCUGCACUGGAAAAACUGAAGCGUCAGUUAGCAGAAGCGGAUGCAGCAGUGGAGGCACGAAAGAAACCACCAGAGGAAACAGGUCCAAAAAUGAUUGGAGAAGGGCUUGUGAUCGAUGAAUGGAAGGAGCGUCGAGAGAGAUAUCUUGCACAACAACAAGGCGAAGGAGUUGACUCUGUUUGAGACUAAAAAGAUCCUUCUCAGGACAAAAGCUAGUGUGUAUUUGUGAAGAAGAAGAAGAAAGAAGAAGAGACCACAAUAUUGAAUUUAUCUGCUAACUCCUCAUUGAUAAUGGAAUCUAAGGAUCAUGUUGGUAAAAAAAAAAAGGACAAUGAAGGAAACUUUUUCAUGUAAAAAAAGGAGGAAAUGUAAACUUUGGGGGUUUGAUGAUGAAUUGUUCAUGUUAAGACUAAUUAAAAAAAGAGAAGAGGAUGUGUGUAUUGAAAGUUCUCCAA
Camelina sativa (false flax) is the source of this 1346-nucleotide messenger RNA. RefSeq names its product vesicle-associated protein 4-2. Gene Ontology annotation, biological process: endoplasmic reticulum membrane organization. Gene Ontology annotation, cellular component: plasma membrane; endoplasmic reticulum membrane. The record is from RefSeq and is a predicted model, not a curated record. NCBI's taxonomy places the organism in Eukaryota, Viridiplantae, Streptophyta, Magnoliopsida, Brassicales, Brassicaceae.